AUGACCCAAAGAGUUCGAGGGCUGGUAGAUACGCUGCCGGUAAUCUGCCAAGCUGCCUUUUUUCAAGUACAAAAAGCGCAGAAUAGGCAAAAACAGCUUCAUGAUAGAAAGAUUCAGAAUAUUACUGAAUUUGGAAUAGGGGAAAAAGUUUUGGUAAUUGAAACUUUGGUGUUUGCCUAUUACCUCAGUAUGUUGUUUGUAACUGCUACUCCACUUCAAAAAGGAGCCAUCCGAAGACAAGUAACCCGACAUUACUAUCUUGCGGCUGCGCAUGUCUACGAUGUAUUUGCUCCUCUUGGCGUUCAACAAAUUUAUAGCACCACUAUGGUUACUUUUAACACAUUUAGGUUGCUGUUGAAUGAAGAUCUCCAACAAUUGGUCCUCUAA
Messenger RNA from Dentiscutata erythropus, 387 nucleotides. The record is from the annotation of a GenBank genome assembly. Lineage: Eukaryota; Fungi; Glomeromycota; Glomeromycetes; Diversisporales; Gigasporaceae.